Molecule: messenger RNA, 14888 nt
Organism: Closterium sp. NIES-67
Lineage: Eukaryota; Viridiplantae; Streptophyta; Zygnematophyceae; Desmidiales; Closteriaceae
Source: the annotation of a GenBank genome assembly
AGAACGCCUGGGCGAUGCUAUCUUAAACUCAGCCCUACGCUUCCCUGGCUUGCGGGAGCCCCUUGGCCGCCUCUAAUACCCUAACGUAGGAAAUGAUUGCGUCAGCACCAUGGGAGAAGCAACAGCAGCAGGAGGAGGAGGUAGCGCGCGCCUUAAUUAACAGACACCCGAGCUGGCGUCGCGGCACAGCCGGGGAAUCAGCAUGGAAGCGGAGGGGCAGGACUCAGGCACGCCUAGUGGUGCUAGACCCGACUCUCAGCUGUCGAAGCGAGACGUUGGGGAGGGAGCGACAACACGACCGAACGCGCCGCUUUUGCUGGAGCCCGCAGCAUGUUUCGCGGCGGGCCGCGCCGUAGCUGCUGGAGGGCCAGUCCGCGGGGCAGCAGGCUCAAGGUGUCCGCGGAUAUCAUUAUAGCGCGUACAAUCGACUCCGUCCUCGACCUCUCACUCCCGUACAGCUCUGGCGCUUCUGCGUUGAGAUCCCCACAGCAUCGCCCGCACAGCACACAUCAGAGUCAGCAGCAGCGGCAGCAGGAGCAGCAGAAUCUGCAUCCGCACUUCCUCCCUGCCCUCAUUCUUCCGGACCCCACACCCAGCAGCACCAGCAGCAGCGCUAGUGCUGGCACCACCAUCGGCAGCAGCAGCAGCAGCAGCAGUGGCGGUAGUAGCGUGAGCAGCAGCAGCAUUCCCGACAGCAGCUUUGGCUUUGGCAGUCCCACGUUCAAGCCCACUCCAGCGCCCGCCUUUCCCGAGCCCCUAGGAGACCCAAUCGAGGGGGGAGGAGGAGGGGCGGAGGGCGAGAGCAGCAGCAGCCCCGGAGCAGGGGAGGCGGACACGCCUAAGAUAGGGCGCGCGGGGUCGCUGUGGGGGGCGAGGGGAAGAAAGGGCGCCGCGCUCCCGUCGCUGGUGGUGGACCUGCCCGACAGCAAGUCGCCCUCGGGCGCUGGCCAUUCGUUUGCAGCAGGCACGGCAGCAGAUGCAGCAGUGGAGUCGCCCGUGGCCAUAAAUUCCACUCCGCCCGCCCUCACUGUCUCUCCACCCUCCUCCUCCUCUUCCUCGAACCCAUCGGCCCUCAGCCCUCUCGGGUUCAGCUUCACCCCAACAUCAGCACCAGCAUCGUCAGCAGCACCACCUGGCCCAUCCUCUCCCACUCUCCCCACCACCCCGCCCCCGUCCCUCUCUCCGUCCCUCACCAAACCUCACUCCCCCCUCUCCCCGUCCCUCCCAUCCCCUCUCACCCACUCCCCACACGCCUCCCCCCAUGCCUCCCCCGCGCCCGCCUCCCUAGCGGCAGCGUUCGCGGCCACAAGGGAAGCCACCCCCUCCGCCAUCUGCCGCUCCCCUAUCGCCUCGCCCCUCACCUCCCCCGGCCCCUCCCCCUCCCUCACGCCCUCCUCGCGCCGCCACCUCCCGCCUUUUCCCGAGCCGCCCAUGGCGCCGUCUCUCUUCGACGCCAUGGACAAGCUCCUCUCCGUCUCCACAGGGGCAGCAGACCUCGACGCAUCCCCGCUCUCCUCGCCUCUACCGUCGCCCGGCCUUUCCCCCUUCCCCGCGCUUGCCCUGUCUCCUGGCCCGUCUCCCGGCCCUUCCCCAGGCCCCUCCCCUGUGCCCUCGCCUUUAUCCGCCACCGGUAGGAACAGCGUUUUCCGGCCCUUGUUUGGCAGGGGGGUCGCUUCUGCUGCUGUGGCUUCUGCUGCAGGCAGCGUGGCAGCGAGUGUAAGCCCUGGCAAGCUGUUACCGUCUGGUGGCAGUGACAUAGGCAGCAAUGGCAUGCGCGGCAGCAGUGGCAGCAGCAGUGGCUUGGAGGGUGGCUUGGGAGCGGUGGGGUGGGUGGGUGGUGCUGCUAGCACUAGUCCUGGCAAGGGGCGCACGCUGCUGGGUCUGGUUAACCCCAGUGAAGCCGCCUUGCAUUCCGCCUCCUCGUCCUUCAACUCUCGCAAGCAGUUGGAAUCCUUUCGAAAGAAUCGCCCCUCUGCUCGCACCAAUGCCACAGAGGGCUCCAUCCCGUCUCCUCGUUCCUCCUCCCUCUCACCCCUCCAUUCCGCCUCCUUCCCCACCAGUGCAACCAUCCCUGCUGCAUCACCCCUCGUAACCUCUCCCUUCUCCGCUCAUCCUCUCCUCUCCUUCGCACCCAUCUCCCUCACCUCCCCCCCUGCCCGCCUCCUAGCCUCGUCUCGCUCCAAGUCGCUGGACCUGGCGCCGGUGGCAGCAGUGGCAGGGGAAGGAGGGCUGUAUGGCAAGAGCCAGUCCCUGGAUCUCGAGCACUCAAGGCCGAUGCUGGAUCGCUCCAAGAGCUUGCCUGCUGCUGCCAGUGCUGCUAUGGCUGUCGCUACAACUGAUGCUGCCACUGAUGCCACAACGGCUGUUCCUAUGGCGAAUGUAGCUGAUUCUGCUACAGCCAGAGCAGCUGCUGCAGCAGGCUCUGUCCCUGUUGCGUCCCCAGGUGCCCCUGUGGCGGCUGUGGCGUCAACAGCUAGUGGUUCGCCUGACUUGGUCUUGGAUUGCGGGGAAGUCACCUCUGUUGUGCCAGAAGCAGUGGGCGCACUGUCCGGGGGGGGUAUGAAAGAAGAGGGGGGGAUGGUCGUAGGUGCGAGAGGCUCUUCUGAUUCCCAGGAGAAGGGAGAGCUGGAGGAAGAAGACGAGGGGCGAAGGGAUGGUGGGAGGUCACAUGGUGGAGCUGGUGGUUCAGAGGAGGCAGUGGCGUGUGGAGGAGGGGAGGAAGGAGAGCGUCAUGUGCCAGUCAGAUUGGGUAUGGCUGCUCCUCAUACCUCCUCUGCUGCUGCUCCCCCUGCCGCUCCCCCUACUGCUCCGACUGCUGCUCCACCUGCUGCUCUCAGUGAUGUGUCGGGUGAGGGCAGUACUGCUGCUGUUACUGCUGCUCAUGCUCCUUCUCCUCCCAGGGCCCUCCCCAAUGGUCCUCUGGAGCUUUCUGCUCUGGCUCACGGCAGCGGCAAGCCUCAGGAUGGAGUGCACGGGCAGCAGGCUCAUGGCCAUACGCACCAGCAACAACCAGUUCACCAACCAAACCAGCAGCAGCAGCAGCAGCAGCAGCAACAGCAGCAGCAGCAACAGCGGGCAGCGCCGUUGGUGAUAAACGUUGCUCCGCUGGAUGCCGUGUCAGCUGCGGGGAGAGUCACUUUCGACGGGCCCCUCGUGGGCGGCCUGGAGGAGCCCCUGCUCUUGCCCAGCUUCAGCAGCGGCGCGCUGCCCUGGCAGCGCAAGAAGAGCCCCCCUCCUUUUGCUGCCGGCGCACGGGCCAUAGAAGCGCUGAAGCGAGCAGAGAAUGCACACGACACUGGGGCUGCUGCUGCGGCUGGAGCUUCUGGGGCUGCUGCUGCUGCUGGCAGCAUGCGAGGUGAUAGUUCUGACGAGGAGGGGAUUCACUUGGCCUCAUCUGCACUGCCUUGGGGUGGCUCUUCUGGAGGUGCAGCAGCAGCAGCAGGGGUGGGCGGGUGGGCGGUGGAGCGAUUGGUGGUCGAGCAGGGUGAAGAGGGGGAGGUGCAGCAUGACGGGAGAGGUGAUGAUAUGGGUCUGCGGGACGGCGGCGUAGAGCAGGGAGGUGUCAAAGACCACCCUAACAGUGCUGCUGCUGCUGCUGCUGAGUUUGACCCUGCGGCUCUUGGUGCUGCUGCUGCUGCUGCUGGUGCUGGUGCUGGGGCGGACAGCGCGUUUGACUCUCUCUUUGGUGCAUCUGCUGGGCUCCUUCCCCCGCCCGAGCCUGUGCUGCCACCGCUCACUCCAGAUGCACCAUUCGCCUCUCUCCUCACAUCUGCCUCCGCUGCUGAUGCCGUUGCGGCUUCUGCUGCGGAUGAUGCACCAUCCCCUGAUGCCACUGCCCCUUUUCAUUCAGCAGGAGCAGCAGCAGCAGCCGCCGCAGGAGGAGGAGAAGGAGGAGGUUCAGGUGUGAAAGCAGUUGCAGCGCCAGUACAAGGCACUGGCCCUCUGUCUAACCACUCGCCCUACAGGCACACGCCACCCCAUCACCCUCCCCUGGGCCUUCAACCCCUCUCCAUCCCAGGCAAGUCCCAGCCCACAACGCCCACGCCACUCCACUCUGCUCCCACCCCCUCCCCCUCCUCCCUCUCCCUCGCCUCCUCCCCUCUCAUCACGCCCUCCCCCCCCAGCUUCCCCCACAGAACCUUCCCUCGUUCGGCCACCUGCUCCUCCCUGCCCGCGCCCUCGCCCUUCUCCCCCGCACACCCCCCUUCGCCCGGCUCCCUGGAGGCUCUCUUCCAGUCCUCCAAGCACCACGGGGGCGUCUCCCCCGGCGUUGACAACUGCAGCCUCUCUGCCUCCUCUCUCCUCGCACUCACUCUCCCCCCCUCCUCCUCGUCCUCCUCCACUCCCUCCUGCACUCCCACAAAAGCACCAACAGCAACAGCAGCAGCAUCCGCAGCGGCGGUAUCAGCAGCAGCGGCACCUGCCUCCUCCCCCAUCCCUCCUACCUCACCUCUCACCCCCCUCGUGUACGCUGCUCCCAUGCCUCCCGCUCUGCUAUCCCGCCCGGCCCUGGCUCGAUACCACACCAUGCCCGCAGGGCACAUGGUCAAUGUGCCCAUGCCGGCUCCAGCCGCCAUCCCCUCGUUUCUGGACUCCUCUGGCAACCCUGUAACCCUGGAGGAGUUGUUCCAGCAAACCCGGCUGUCAGGAAUCCCUGUGAUUUCGCCUCUGCCAUCCCCACUUGUCUCCCCGGCGGUCAGUUCUCCAGCCACCACAUCACCACCUGCUGUUUUCCCUGCUGCUGCUGCUGGCACCCCUGGGUUAAUGUCGCCUGUGCUUGUAACGCCUGUGCUUCUAUCGCCUGCCAUGUCCCCUGGUGUAUCUCCACCUGUUGUGUCGUCUUCCCCUGCCAAGUCUCCUGUGACCCUUCUCGGCCUAGUCCCGCCCUCAUCUUCCGCCUCCUCCCUGUCGCCCUCCAAGCACCAACCUUCUCCUCCUCCAUCCUCCUCCCUGUCAUUUCUAACGACAAAACCUUCCCUCGUUUCCUCCACCUCGUCCUCCACCUCAACUCCCACCACCACCACUACCACCAACCCCCCUGCCACUGUCCCAUCGCUCUCACCAGCCCCUCCCUUCAACCACCUGACCCCGUCACCUCCUCCGCCGCGCUCGCCUUCGGCCCACGACCCGCGCUCCCCCCGCCACAACCCCCACUCGCCCAGGCACGAGUGGCGGUUGCCCCUCCCCCCCAGCGUGCUCGACUCCCUCGCUGUUCACCCUCCCGGCAGCCCCGUGCAUUCCGUGCAGAGCCCCUCGCGCCCGCGCUCCCCCGUGCCGCUCUCGCCCCGCGUGCUGCGCCAGGUGGCUGCUUCCAACAGCUUCAACAGCAGCAGCCCCCGCGCUGCCUCUGCUGCUGCCGCUGCUGCAGCUGCUGCUGCUCAGGCUGCUGCUACUGUGCCUGCUGUUGCUGGGUUAGGUGGGAGUUCAGGUGGGAUUUCAGGUGGUAAUUCAGGUGGAGGGUUGGAGGAGGCGGCUCCACUCUCUCAGCUGGACGUGCUGGUUGCCCUGUCUGCCGGGGAUCUCCCUGCCAUGCCCACUCACACCUCUCCCACUUCCACUUCCACUGCCACUGCCGCUGCUGCCGCAUCUCCUGACCGAAUCUCACCCACAUGGGCAGUAGACAGAGCUGCUGCCCCUGCUGCUGCUACGAGCCACACAGGGUUAUCUGGGGCAGGGCCUCCUACCCCCGCAGGUACACCGAGUGUGGCAGGCACAUUGAGUGCGGCAAGUACGUUGAGUGGCACGGGCAGUCCCCGGCAGCCACGGCCCCCGCGUGCGCUGCUGGGGCUGGUGGAGGUGCUGGAGGAGGAGCCGCCCAAGUCCCCGCGCAGCGCCAACCCCUCCCCACGCAGCCGCCACAUUCGGCGCCACAGCAUGCCCAGCGCCAAGAGCAACCUGGGUGCCGCCACCUAUGCCGGGGACGGGCAAGCGGGAGGGGGAGGUGGGGCUGUGGUGCCUGCUGCUCCUGGGGCCUCUCCUCGAGUUGCUGCUGCUGCUGCGAAUGGCACGGUUUGUGCUGGUGUUGUUGCUGGUGCUGCUGAAUCGGCUUCUUCCGCUACCUCCACUGCUGUAACUGGCACACUACCUUCAGAAUCAAAUCGCUCAGUUGGCUUAUCACUCGAUAGGCAACAGCAACUGCAGCAGCCGCAGCAGCCGCAACAGCAGCAGCAACAGCGCCAAGAGCAACAGCAGCAGCAGCAGCAGCAGCAGCAGCAGCAGCACCUACAGCAGCGGCAGCGGCAGCAGCAGCAGGACCAUGGGUACGCGGCGGUGGGGCUGACCCAUCUAGGGCCGUUGCAAGGGGGCGGCGAGGAGGAGCAGCAGUUCCACCUGGACCUCCCCAACUUCAAGACUGCGCGCCGCCCUCCCUUCCUGCGCUCCGAUCCCUCACACCACCAUGCGCUGCGGCUGCCAGUUGAGGAACGGGCAGGGAGGGAAGGAGGGGGGGGGGAUGGUGUGGUUAUGGGAGAGGGAAUUCGGGAUGCUUGGGGGCAGGAUGGGCUGAAGGAUGCGGUUCGGUUAACAGAUGCCACGGCUGUUGCAGCAGUGGAGGCCACGGGUACAGGUGUACCUGCAGGCACUGUUGCACCUGCACCGUUUCUGGGUGCACCUGUGGCCGGUGUUGCAAGCGCGAGCACAGAUGCACAUGGUUCAGACCAGGGUGCAGAUACAGGUGGUGGCAGAGGCAGAGGUGCAGGUGGGUCAGCAGCCGGACCUGCCUCUGCGGGUGCUGCAAUGAUGCCUGCGAUUGUUUCAGGCAGAAACAAAGCAGCAGCGGGAGUAGCAGAGGCAGCAGGAGUAGCAGUCGUAGAAGCAGAAGCAGAAACAGCAGUAGCAGGAGCAGGUGGUGUGGGCAGCUGGUCCUCCCCAAGGGACGGUGCAAGUGCAGGUGCGGCACCGUCAGAGGCGCGCAGGAUACUGGCCUUGCUGGAGCGACUGCGCGAGCCACUGGUGGCGGCACGCGGCAAGCUGCAGGCGGGAAGCGCAGAGGCGGCAGCAGUGGAAGAGGCUGCUCGCGCUGUUGAGGGCGACCUGCGCCGACUGCUGGGAGGGGGGGGAGAGAAGGAGAGGGGAAGCACAGGGCAGGGAGACGACGGGACGGAUGGUGUGCUUGCAGUGAGAGGAGAAGCUGGUGAGGAUAUAGCCACUCUCGACAGCGCAUCUUCGCGUGAUGCUGCUGCUGCCACUGCUGGUGCUCCUGCCCCUGCCCUCCUGCUACCAUCAUCAGCAGCAGCGGCAGUGGCAGCAGCAGGAGGUGGGGGGCAGCAGGUCGCCGCUGCUCAUGGUGGCUCACGUGCAGGGCGGCAGGCAUCUCAGAAGGAGUCCUCACCCACCCACAGGGCUGCUCGUGCUGGGGAGUUGGGUCCCCUGGCGGCUGCUGUAAGUAGGGGGGAAAGGGGUGGAGGGCUGGGCUUGGCAGACGAGGGAGACGAGGGCGGGGAAGGAGGGGACGGGAGUGAAGCUAUGAGGAAGGGUGGAAGGGGGCGUGAGGGGCUGGGGGCGUGGGACGGAGUGAAGGGGCAGUUGGGAGUGGGGCCGGCAGGACCGAGAGUGGGGCCAGCAGGGACUGAUGCUGGCGUGGCGGCAGGUGACGUGAGAGAGGUUGAGCUGUCGUUCAAGGAAAGCUUGAGUCGGGAAGAUAGGGGGAUGGAUGGGCCUGGAGAGGAGGGUGGUAGCGAUGGCGCCACCGUGCACUGUCUCCCUUUCAGUCAGCCUCGGUAUGAGCAUGAGAAUGAGCGUCUGGGCGCGCAUGGGCAGCAGCAGAGGCAGGCGCACAAGCAGCAUUCGAGGGAGGGCGUUUCUGCGCUGGAGCUUCAAGCAGCACUGCGGCAGGUGGUGAGCCUGGGGGAAGCGAUGGGAGCAGCCGCAGCAGCAGCAGGGGGGGGAGGAGGAACAAACGGCAAAGGGAACGCGGCACAGCGGAGUAAGAGGAGAGGGGAAGGAUCGGGGAGGAUCAGGGAUGCCGUGGAUACAAGUGCUUCCGAUCUUGCCGCUGCUGGUUCUGGCGUUGCUCUUGCUGCGGCUAGCGGUGCUGCGAGUGCUGGUGGUGCGACCAGCGGCAGUAGAGGCAGUAGAGGCACCAGUGGCACCAGUGGCACUGGUGGCAGCAUACGUAGUGGCUCGUGGUUGCUGUCGCACGGCAAGCAACCACGCACUAAGGCAGGCAGUGUGCCUGGCAGUGCGGCAGGCAGCACAGCGGGCAGUGGUGCGGGCAGUGGUGUGGGUAGUGGAGUGGGCAGUGGAGUGGGCAGUACGGCAGGCAGUGGCGUGGGUAGUGGGGCGGGCAGCGGAGUGGAUACAGGGGAGGACUCUGGGACGGACAUUAGAGUGCACAGCUCAAGGCAGCAGCGGAGAGAGGUUGCAGGGAGCAUCAGCAGCAGCAGCAGUGGUGGUGGUGGUGGUGGUGGGGAGGUGGCGAGGGGCGGAGUGGUGUCGAUGACAGUGGAGGGGGGCAGGGUGGUGGUGUCGGGCACUCUCAAGUACACUCGUGAGGUGCGCUUCUCAGGGGUGUGGACGAAGCACGGGCUCAGCAUCACCAAUGCUGCUGCUGCUGCUCACGCCCUUGCUCAUGCUCAUGAUGAUGCUGCUAGUGCUGCAGCUGCUGCUGCGAGUGGUGCUACUGCCAUCCCUUCCAGUCGACUCGGUGUUGCUGCAAGGGCGGACGGCCCUUCUGGGGGGGCUGCUGCUGUUCGGGGGGGUCCCUUGGGGGAUGCGGGCCCACUGCCGCGCAUGGGUGAGCAGGCGCUGCUGCAGGGGCUGGAGGUUCGGCAUAGGAAGCCUGAGAGGGCGGACAAGGGCAAAGGCAGGCGGUACCGGGCGUCGCGAUUGGGGAGUAUGGUGCAGGGGGAUGGUGGGAGUGAGGGGACGAGUGGAGUGACCAGUGGGGUGACCAGUGGGAUGGGGAGUGAGGGAGUGAGUGAGGUAGGGAGUGAGGCAGAUGUGCAGAGAGGGAAGUGGGGGAGGAGCCGGGCCAGGGGCAGGGAGAGUGGAGAGUCAGUGGGUAGGGAUGGCAGCGGAAGUGAGAGUGGGAGUGGCUGGAGCAGCAGAGGACGCGAGGUGGAAGCCAGGAGAAGGAAGGGGAAGAGCCGGAUGGGGUUGGCAGCGGAGUGUGGGUCGUUGGGGUCAGCAGGCAGCACAGGUGGAGAGGGUGAAGGGGAUGGAGCAGCAGGGGGAGGCAGUGGGAGAGGAAAGGGAAGAGGCUGGGCGAGAGGGAAGGGGAGAGGAAGGGGUGGAGAAGUGUCGGGUGCAGCAGCAGCAGUGGGAGAUAGGCAGGGUGCAACAACAACAACGACUAGAGCAGAGGCAGUGAUGGUAGAGGCAGGCAGGGUGGGCACUGUGAGUGGGACAGUGCAGCAGGGAAGAGGGAGCGGGGGAGUCGCAAGGAGUGAGGGCGAGGGUGAGGAGGGUGAUGAUGGUGCAUACCAGGAAGGGAGCAGCAGCAGUGAGGAUGUGUUUUACGAGGCAAGGGAGGUGGUGAGCUCACCAGGGUCAGCACAGGGGUCAGCACAGGGGUCGGCAUCAGUGUCAGCGUCAGACGAUGAGGGCAUGUGGAGCUGCACCUCCUCAGCGAGAAUGCCCCUCCCCCCUCCCCUGCACUCUCCCACCACCGCUGCCCCUGCCGCUACUGCCGCUGCCGCUCUCGCUGCCGCUGCUGCCGCCGCCGCUGCUUCUCCUUCUACUGCUUCCGUUGUUGCCAUUCCUGCCGCUGCCGGUGCUGCUGCCAGGGGCGCUCACAGUGUGUCCUCGCCCUCCACUGGCCCUACAAGUGUGUCGUCACCCCGCGCACACGCCAGCGCAGCCACCACUGCACAGCAGCACGUCCAUGCGCUAGUAGGCACCAUGGACGAGGCAACAAAACCACCGGUGCCUGCUGCCGCUGCUAGCGUUACCACUGCUCCCGUCACCACUGCUGCUACUGCUGCUGCUGCCAUGGCUACGGCUACGGCUACUGCUACUGCUACUGCUACUGCUGCCGCUGCUGCUUCCACCCUGUCCCCUGCCACUGAUUCUGCUGAUUCUUCUACUGCUCCUGCUCUUGAUGUUCCUUCACCUGCCGCUGCUGCUGCUACUGGUGCUCAUUCGCCUUCUGUUGCGAGUGAAAAAAUCCCCAAUGAUACUGCUCCUGCCGCUGCUGUUGCCUCUGCUCCUCCUGCUACCACCACCCCUUCCACCACCCCUCCAGAUACCCUCUACACUCGCUCCCCAUCCCCUCCCCUCCCCUCCACCUCCUCCUUCUCCCCUUCCCUCUCCGCCCGCCCCCCCUCCUUCUCCUCCUCUCCCUUCACGCACCCUCCCUUCCGCCCUCUCCCCCCUGACGCGCAGCUGCUGCAGCGCUCAAUGAUCCCUCACCCGCGCCGCAGCCCCCUGGGCAUUCGCCGCACAGUCUCCGACCUCACGGCUGAGCUCAGCGCCCUAAGAACGGCCUCCGGUUCCACUGCUGCUGGUGCAGCCGCCGCCACAGCCGCCGCCGCCGCCGCUGCUGCUGCUGGCUCUGGUGCUGGUGGUGCCGGUGGUGCUGGUGGUGGGGGGGUGUUGUUUGGUCCUGGCAGUGGCAGCAGCAGCGGCGGUGCAGCAGGGAACGCGCGGCGGCGUGCGGCAGCAAUCUCAGCGCUGAGAGCAGCGGCUCUGGAGGGGCAGCUGCAGUCCAACUACCCAGGGGUGCACGCGCGCCGCCUCAGUGGGAUGGGCAGCGCAGGGGGGGGAGGGGCGGGACUACUACCUGUAAUGAACAUGAACGUGGGCUUGGGCAUGGGCAUGGGUACAGCCAUGGGCACAGGCAUGGGCAUGGGCAUGGGCAUGGGUAUAACCAGAGUGGCCAGUCCAGGAGCAGUGUCCAUACCAUCCCCUGGCCUACCCGGUCCUUCCUGGCAGCUUCUCUCUUUCCCCGAGGACCCCGCCAUAGGCUCGCGCCCCUCCUCCUCGUGCCACACGCUCACCCCGCAGUCUGCCUCGCACACGCCCUCUGCGUGCACCCCUGGCGUGGCGGAUUUCUUCUGGGGAUCGGGCAGCUUCAGGAGCGCCAGUGAGGGGCUGGGGCUUAUCCACUGGGGCUCUGGCAGCAGCACCAGCAGAGGCGGUCGCGGGGGCACCGGGGGGAGUGGGGGGAGCAUAGGGCGGUUGGGGAGUGGGGGGGGUCGGAGCAGCGGCAGCGGCAGCGGGGGGUCAACAGGGUCAGGCUACCGGUUUGCGGUGGCGAUACAGCGGGCUGUGGGGGACACGGAUGACUAUGAGGAGGGGCAGGUGUGCCCCCUGUCCCGCUCCAACAGUGCCAACCUGGAGGUGCUGCUGCACUCGCUGCACGGCCCCGCCUCCUCCUCCUGGGGCAGUGUGGACAUGGAGGGGCCUGUGGAGGGGCAAGCGGGGAGGGGUGGGGCUGGUGCAGGGGGUGUGGGGGGAGCAGGAGCAGGGGUUGGGGGGAGUGAGGGAGUGGGAGAGGGGAAGGGGGAUGGGGGGUUUGAGGGGGCGAGGGGGGAAGGGGAUGCGGAGGAGGGGAGUGGAAGUGGAGUUGUGGGGAGGGCUGGGGGUGAGGCAGGGGGUGAAGUGGAGGGUGAAGAGAGGGAGGGCGAAGAGGGGAGUGCAGAGCAGCAGAUUGGGCGCUUGAGUGGGGAGGGCAUGGCAGAAGGGAGGGAAGAGAGGGAGGGGGGUAGGGAGACUCAGGCAGUGGGUUCUAUUCCAGCCAAUGCUGAUGCUGUCUCUUCUGCUGCUGCUCCUUACGCUGCUAGCACAUCUGUGGAUAACCUUGGUGAGCUGGUGGGAGGAGGAGAGGAAGCUGGGGCCGAUAUUCCAGAGCAGGCACGGCAAUCAACAACCACAGGCGCACAACCUAACUCCAGGAAUCUACCAAACCUACCAGAGUCCGGGAGGCUUAGUGGGGAAAGCAGUCCGAUUCACGCAGGUCCCGAUGUUGUCCGAGCCUCUGGCUCAGGUUCGGAGUCCCUUGUCAUCACUCCCGGAGCAGGAGAUGAUUUCCAAGACAGGCGCUCAACUGCUGCUGUCACCUCUGCUGCUGCUUUCACUGUUUCUGCUGCCUCUGCUGCCUCUGCCGCUUGUACGGUGGGUCCAGGCUCCACAGGCGAAGUCGAGCAAGUGCAGGCAGGAGGAGAGGACACAGGAGGAGGUGGAGGGGAUGACAGAGGAGGCAGUGGAAGAGGGGCAGAAGGCAGGUCAGGGGCAAGCGACGGAGUGUCGCCACUUGCACCUGUCCAAUCCGCGCCUCAAACGUCUUCCCAACCCAUCGCCUUACCAACCCCCCACCCUAAUUCCCAGCCCAAUCUUCACCCCAUCCCCCAGUCUGCUCCCCAGCCCGUGCGGCAGCCCGCCCCCCACUCCAUCCUGCAGGCAGUGCCCCAGCCCCAGAGCCCUGCAGCCCACCAGCGGCCGCUGUCCCCUCUCAGGCACCACCAGCACCGCCUGCAGCCCUCACUGCUGGGCCGCCGCCCCGCCUCCCCCCACACUGCUCCUGCUUCCGUGGGGCUUGUCCCCCCUGCCCAGCAUGGGUUGUCUGGCGCCCAGCUGCCGUCUGCUCCGGGGGCUUCGCCUCACGGUGCCUCUGCCUCCUCCCCCUCCUCCCCCCAUCUCACCUCUCCUGCCUCUCCUGCGUCCCCUGCUUCUGCUGCUUCUCCUGCUUUUCCUGCGCCUGCCAGCUCGACUGCUGCUGCUGCCGCUGCUGCUGCCGCUGCUGCUGGCAGCAGCAAUGGGUCGCCUGCUGUGGGAUCCGCGGUAGCGAGCACAACAAAGUCACCAAUCCAUACCUGGAUCUCUGCUGCAACCACCACCUCCCUUGCUAACGCCAACACCACUGCCGCUGCCACUAACAGCACCACCACCGUCACGGUCACCCCCAUUACCGCCACCACCUCUUCCAUUUCGUCCCCUGUGCCCGCUGCAUCAAGCGCCGCUGCUGGCACCACUGCCACAGCGAACCCCAAGCCUGAUGCCUCUGCAAGUGCAGCAGCAGGCACGAGUGCACCCAUACUCGCCUCUGCUGCCGCGGGCUCACAGGCAGCCCCAGCAGCAGCGGCUGUAGACCUGGGGUUGAGUCUCGGGGGAGACAUUGUCAAGGAUGCCCGCCUCGCUGCAAGGAUACUAGAGCAGCAGCAGCAGCAGCAGCAGCAGGGGGGGGGGUCAGUACAGGUUCGGGCAUGGUCUGGUGAUGUGGAUGAGGCUGCUAGUGCUGCCGGGGGUUCCGCUUCUGGUGCUGCUGCUGGUGCUGCCACUGGUGCUGCUGCUGGUGCUGCUGCUGGUGCUGCCACUGGUGCUGCUGCUGGUUCUCUUGCUGGUCCUGCCAGUGCUGCUAGUGCUAGCAACGUGUCCGUUGGGGUGGUGAGCAACCCUCCCCUCCUGGUCCUCCGCACUGCCAGUGCUUCCGGGUUGGAGCGUGCACCAUUGAAACCACCAUCCGCGCUGAAGAUUCGGGAAGGAGUGCACGCUUCUCCAUCUGCCGGACCACCAACAGCAGCUCCUCCUUCAGUAUCAGCACUGAUGUUGAAACCAGCAGCACACGCAGUUUCAUCCGCUUCUGCUUCGGCUGCUGCUGCUGCUGCUGCUGCUGCUGCUGCUGCAGCGAGUUCUGAAGGUGCAAAUAGCGGCACUGCUGUGGGUGUGACUGUUGCAGCAGAAUCGGUGGGUGGGGAUGUGAGAGAACAAGGGAUGAGCGUGCUGCCGCACCUGCAGGCAGCACAAGCAGCUGCAGACAGCCUCACUGCCCAUAGACACACCAGCAGCCCUGGCACUACCACCCCUCCUCUUGCUUCUGCCUCUGCUGUAGCUGCUGCUGCUGCUGUUGCUGCUGCUGCUGGUAGUGCCAAUACUGCUGGCAGUACUGCUGCUGCUGAUUCUGGCAGUGGCAGUGGCGGUGCUGUGGUCGCAGGAAGCAGGGUGAAAGGGGAGGGCGGUGGAGGGGGGGGGUCAGGGGGCAGCAUGAGCGGCAACAGCAGUCCAGGCUUCUCAGGGGUUUCAAGCUCAAGUGUAGGCCCUGCAGUACCUGGUGCUGCUGCUGUUGCUGGUGGUCCUGCUUCAGUAGGCAGUCCUGGUAGCACCACGGCACAGCAUCGCUACUACCACCACCACUACCACCAUCACCACCACCACCACCUGCAUGUGUUCCCCUCUUUUUGGAAACGCAAGGAGCGGUACCUGGAAGCUGAGGGCUCAGCUGCAGCAGUAGCUUAUAACGAGGCACCCAGUAUAGGGUAUGGACCUGCUUUGGAUAGCAGCAACAUGAACGUGAGCAGCAAUGGCAGCCCGAGCACCGCUGCUGUAAGGAUUGUGCACACCAGCAUGGUUAGAACCCCCUCUGCUUCAUCCGCCACCCCCAGCUGCGAUAGUAGUGCAAGCAGUGUGAGGGGAAGGGGAGGCGUGGGAGGCGUGGGAGGUGUGUUGACACACACAAGAUUAGGUGGCAGUGGCAGAAGAAGCGCUGGCACGGGUGGUGCUGGCACUCGGGGAGGCGGGGGUUUAGGGGGGGUUGGUGGAGGGGUUGUAUCACCCUUUGCGUCCCCAGCUAUGGAAGGUGCUAGCGAUGCAGACACAGUCCACCCAGAAGAUGCGGAUGUUCUGCUUGCGGCACGGAGAAGUGUGGGGCUGACAUGCUGUGCCCGACCGCAUGUUUUUGACUGAUACGUAGGAGGUGGUGUGUAUGGAGAUGCCCAACCAGGUCAGUCUGCAACAACGCCAAAUAUGUUGCACCAAACGUUCUUCUUGCGGAAUAUUGAGAUCGCUUAGAACUGACUGGAAACUGACUAGCGUGCGGCACUGUAAUAUAUUAGGAGAAAUGUGAGCGCCUUUUCUGGGACAGGAGGAUACACCAGCAUGCACAGAUCUUUGAUAGUGGUUUUAUGUGUUGAUAGCAUCAUCUUUCCGAUGUGGAUAGGGUAUACCUUUGUGGG